AUGUUCGCUCCUAACACCAAGUCUCCCUUUGGGUGUUGUGGCGUCGGUGCAAGAGAUUUUCAGAAGUCGGCGUGCCGCAACCAUGACCAGUCCAAAGUGCACCUCGCGGCGAUGGAAGCUGAACGACUCGCUCAAGGCACGGAGGUGAGGCAGCGCAGCCUCUUGGACAUGCUGAGCACCGACCCUGUGAUGGCGAGGGUCAUCAAGUGCAUGCAAGGGGCCUCCUGGUACGCCUUCGGCGAGUUCAUUGAGGCUAUGGCGGAGCAUCUGGCGGGCCGGCUGCUUGUGGACAUCAAAGAGUCGGCCAGCGAGGCGUUGGCUGCUAAAGAUGCCGCGAAGAGCUUCCCUGAAUUCAACAUCGUCGACCAGAUGAUACGCCAGACUGCAGAGCGUCUCGGGCGUUCAUCAACCGAUCACAAGACCUACAUGCACCUGCAGGAUGUCAUUCUGCAAACGCACCUGGAGGUGCAAGGCUUCUGUGCUGUCCGCUGGUUGUCUCGCGGGGAUGCUGUGCAUCGCUUUUGUGACGUGCUGCCGGUGCUGAUGUGGAUGUGGACAAAGGACAAGGAGGACAAGACGAAGAGAAUCGCAACCAGCUUCAAGUUCCACUUCAUGCUGUAUCUUCUGGCGGACGUGCUGCAGCUGCUCAACGGACUCAACCUUGCCUUCCAGAAGAAGACGGUUGACAUUGACAUCACAGAGGUGAAGAAUCAUGUCGACAAGGUGAAGACCAAGCUGUCGCAGUACUAUGUUGAGCCCGGCGCAUCCAAUGGGCCGAACGACUCUCGCCUCAACACGUUCAUUGCUGCACACGGCAGCAAGGACAAGCGCAAGCUGGAGCUCAAGGGAGUGGAUGAGAGCGGCAGUCCUGCGACUGCCACUGUCGAGCUUCACGAGGACGCCAUCGUCCACGGUGGCGGUGACGGUGACGGUGACGGUGGGGGAUGCGACUUGGAGUCCUGCGUGGACCUGGCCAGGCGGUUCGCUCAGCGCCUGAUCAAGGCCCUGGGGAAGAGGAUGGCAAACCUGCGCCAUUUUGAUGGUGUUGGUUUUUUCAGCCCUGAUCGUUAUUCCGUAUGUGCAGGAGAGUAG
Messenger RNA from Closterium sp. Naga37s-1, 1092 nucleotides. The record is from the annotation of a GenBank genome assembly. Lineage: Eukaryota; Viridiplantae; Streptophyta; Zygnematophyceae; Desmidiales; Closteriaceae.